Messenger RNA from Parnassius mnemosyne (clouded apollo), 345 nucleotides. The record is from the annotation of a GenBank genome assembly. Lineage: Eukaryota; Metazoa; Arthropoda; Insecta; Lepidoptera; Papilionidae.
AUGUACAAAAACAGACAUUGGAUAUUCCAACAGGACUCUGCACCAGCUCAUAGGGCACGAAGCACGCAAAACUGGUUGACCACCCAUGGAAUUGAAUUUAUCGGACAUGAAGACUGGGUCUCUUCUAGUUCAGAUUUAAACCCACUGGAUUACAAGAUAUGGCAACAUUUGGAGGAGAAAAUCUGCGCUAAACCUCAUCAGAAUUUGGAAUCUCUCCGAGCAUCUUUGGCUAAAGCAGCGGCAGAAAUAGAUAUGAAUGUGAUACGUGCUGCGAUUGAUGAUUGGCCGCGUCGAUUAAGGGCAUGUAUUCAAAAUAGGGGAAGGCAUUUUAAAUAUUGUAAAUAA